UUUAGAAAAACAACGAAUCCCUAGAAAGGAAAGAAAAAAAAAUCAAAAUCCCCAAAUCGAGCGAGUCCAAAGAAAAAUCCCCAAUUCGACGAGCCCAGAAAAAUCCCCCGAUUAGGGAAAACCUGAAUUCGUUCGCUUUUGAUUAUCCGUCUUCUUUCAGGGAUUUGUUGACCUGCUUGAUCCUAAUUUCUAACCUCGCUUUUGGUUUGAGUUCACACGUGCCGCAUCGGCUGUUCACCGACUUUGUUUCCAUUGUGCAGAAUCCAAUCAUCGUAAAAUCACUAGCAACCGGACAGUCUAAGGUGCUCUAAUCAGGAGAUGAAAUUUGGAUACGUUGACUUCUGGAGGAGAGGAAAGUUAUGCACUGUUUGUUACUGUUAGUUACCAGAAGAACUAGGACAAGGCGACGGAGACUGAAGAGAUAACUAUGAAUGUUCAGGCUCACAUGUCGGGACAGAUAUCUGGCCAGGUUCCAAACCAAGGGACCAUGUCCCAGCAAAAUGGGAACUCCCAAAUGCAGAAUUUAGUUGGUGGUGGUGCAGCUCCUGCUGGUGCUGGUUUAGGACCUUCACGUGUUUCUCCCGUUGACAAUGACAUCUUGAAACUUCGGCAGGCCAUGCGAAUCAGGAUUUUCAAUAUCUUACAGCAAAAACAACCAUCUCCAGCUGAUGAAGCAUCAAAAGCAAAAUAUAUGGAUGUUGCUAGACGCUUAGAAGAGGGGCUGUUUAAAAUUGCUAACACAAAGGAAGAUUACGUGAACCAGUCAACCCUUGAACCUCGGCUGGCAAGUCUAAUCAAAGGCAGGCAGUUAAAUAACUACAAUCAGCGACACGCUAAUUCUUCUUCGGUUGGAACAAUGAUACCUACUCCAGGAUUACAACACAGUGGGGGGAAUCCUAAUUUGAUGAUUACUUCCUCAGUAGAUGCUACAAUGGCUGGAAGUAAUAACAUCACAACUAGUGCUAUGAACACUGGAAACCUGCUAAAUCCUGGUGGCAUGCUCGGAGGUAACCUAUCUAAUGGAUACCAGCAUUCAUCGAGUAACUUUGGUCUUGGUUCUGGAGGGAACAUGUCAUCCAUGAGCUCCCAGAGAAAUACUGGCCAGAUGAUGCCUACCCCUGGAUUUGUCAACAGUAGUACAAAUAACAACAGCAAUAAUGGCCAGUCUUACUUGAGUGUUGAAGCUUCCAACAAUAAUGGUGGAUUUUCUGCUGCUCCCAUGAUGGUACCUCAGACUCAGCAGCAGCAGCAACAGCAACAGCAACUGAGGCAAGAUAUUGGUGGCCAAAAUAGUCGUAUGCUGCAAAACCAUGGAAGUCAAAUGGGUGUUGGCCUUAGACCUGGAAUGCAACAAAAAAUGUCUAAUGUGUCUAACAGCUCCAUAAAUGGUGGUGUUGGAAUGAAUGCAAAAAGCGUAGAUUCAGGUACAUCGUACUCUAAUCCUACCAGAAAUUCACAGCAGGCUUAUGAUAACCUUCAGCGUUCAGGAAUGCAGGGUGAAGGAUAUGGCACAAACAACUCUGACCCAUUCGGAUCGGGAAAUUUGUAUGGUGCUGUAACAUCUGUUGGGAUGAUGACAAAUACUCAGAAUGCCAAUACAGCAAGUUUCCAGUCUGUGUCUAGAAGUAGCUCUUCUUUGCCACAUCAACAGCCGCAGUUUCAGCAACAGCCUAAUCGGUUUCAGCAACAACCUAAUCAAUUUCACCAACAGCAGCAGCAGUUUCUUCAUCAACAGCAAUUGAAGCAGCAAAGCCAGCAGCAACAGAGAUUUAUAAGUCACGAUGCUUUUGGGCAAAAUAACGUGGCUUCUGACAUGGUUACUCACGUUAAACAUGAACCUGGAAUGGAGAACCCUAGCGAGUCUAUCCACUCCCAAACUCCUGAGCAAUUUCAGCUUUCUCAGUUUCAGAAUCAAUACCAGAACAAUGCAGAAGACCGUCAUGGAGGUUCUCAGAUUCUCCCUGUCACUAGUCAGAGUGAUAUGUGCACAUCAGUUCCUCAAAAUAGCCAACAGAUACAGCAGAUGUUGCACCCGCAGAGUAUGGCUUCAGACUCUAUCAACGGUUUUAGCAACCUCUCUGUUGGAGUGAAAACAGAAUCUGGGAUGCAUGGUCACUGGCAAUCUCAGUCACAGGAACAUACUCAAAUGUCUAAUAGUAUGUCGAACGAACGGCACAUCCAGGAGGAUUUCCGUCAAAGAAUGUCUGGAACGGAUGAAGCUCAGCCCAAUAAUAUGUCUGGAGGCUCCAUCAUAGGUCAAAAUCGUGUCUCCACUACAUCAGAAUCCCUUAAUCCCCAAAAUCCUACUACUACCACUUGUAGAUAUGGAAACGGAAACCGGGAUCCGAGAUUCAGAAAUCAACAGAAAUGGCUCCUCUUUCUACGCCAUUCUCGCAACUGCAAAGCGCCUGAAGGGAAGUGUCCCGACCGAAAUUGUGUUACGGUUCAGAAGCUUUGGAAACACAUGGACAGUUGUGCUGCACCUCAAUGUUCAUAUCCUCGUUGCCGCCCCACAAAGACGUUGAUUAAUCACCAUCGAAAUUGUAAGGAAUCUAACUGCCCUGUCUGUAUUCCUGUGAAGGCCUACCUACAGCAACAGGCAAAUGCACGGUCCCUUGCUCGUUUAAAAAAUGAAACCGAUGCAGCCAGGUCAGUGAAUGGUGGAGGAAUAUCAAGUGAUACUGUACAGACCUCCGCUGGAGCAAUAUCUUGUGCUUCGCCUGGUGCUGCUAUUUCAGAUCAUUUGCAACCUUCAUUAAAACGGUUGAAGGUGGAGCAGUCUUCUCAACCUGUGGAUGUUGAGACAGAAAGCAGUAAGAGCUCAGUUGUUUCCGUAACAGAAGCACAAUCAUCUCAGUACGUUGAAAGAAAAGAUCAUAAGCACAGUGACGUACGUGCACCUUCAAAGUAUUUUGAAGUGAAAGCUGAGGUUUCUGAUGUUUCUGUCCAGACACGACCCGGAUUCAAAGAGACAAAAAUUGGAAUUACUGAAAAUAUUCCCAAGCAAAGGCCUGUCAGUCAACCUGAUAAACAAGAUUUGUCUGAUGUCUCACCUAGGCUAGAGAAUACCAAAGUGGAGAAAGAACCUGAAUCACUUAAGAAAGAAAAUCUGGCAGAGUCUACUGAACAUACAUCAAAAUCUGGAAAACCAGAGAUAAAGGGUGUUUCAUUAACUGAAUUGUUCACUCCUGAACAAGUGAGAGAACAUAUCCGUGGUCUCCGUCAGUGGGUUGGCCAGAGUAAAGCCAAAGCUGAAAAGAAUCAGGCAAUGGAGCAUUCAAUGAGUGAGAAUUCCUGCCAACUAUGUGCAGUGGAGAAGCUUACCUUUGAGCCACCACCUAUUUAUUGUACCCCUUGUGGUGCUCGCAUCAAGAGAAAUGCUAUGUAUUACACCGUAGGAGCUGGUGACACUCGUCAUUACUUUUGUAUUCCAUGUUAUAAUGAAUCCCGUGGGGACAAUAUACUCGCCGAAGGGACGCCUAUACCUAAGGCAAGACUCGAGAAAAAGAAAAAUGAUGAAGAGACUGAAGAAUGGUGGGUUCAAUGUGAUAAAUGUGAGGCGUGGCAGCAUCAGAUAUGUGCUUUAUUUAAUGGGCGAAGGAAUGACGGAGGGCAGGCUGAGUAUACCUGCCCAUAUUGCUUUAUAGCAGAAGUGGAGGAAAGUAAGAGGAAGCCUUUACCUCAGAGUGCUGUUCUUGGAGCUAAAGACCUACCGAGAACAAUUCUCAGUGACCAUAUAGAGCAGCGGUUGUUUAAGAGGCUGAAGCAGGAAAGAACAGAGAGAGCCAGGGCUCAAGGAAAAAGUUAUGAUGAGAUUCCCACUGCCGAGUCCCUUGUGAUUAGAGUUGUUUCAUCUGUUGACAAGAAGCUGGAAGUCAAACCUCGAUUUCUUGAAAUUUUUCGGGAGGAUAGUUACCCAACAGAAUUUGCAUACAAGUCCAAGGUAGUUCUGUUGUUUCAAAAGAUUGAAGGUGUAGAAGUAUGCUUAUUUGGGAUGUACGUCCAAGAAUUCGGUUCUGAAUGCGCAUUUCCCAAUCAACGCCGAGUAUAUCUCUCGUAUUUGGAUUCAGUCAAGUACUUCAGACCCGAGGUUAGAUCUUAUAACGGAGAAGCUCUGCGUACUUUUGUUUACCACGAAAUUCUGAUCGGCUACCUAGAAUACUGUAAGUUGCGUGGUUUCACGAGCUGCUACAUAUGGGCUUGUCCGCCGCUGAAGGGCGAGGACUAUAUCUUAUAUUGUCAUCCAGAAAUUCAGAAGACGCCAAAAUCUGAUAAACUACGAGAGUGGUACUUAGCAAUGUUGAGAAAAGCUUCAAAGGAGGGCAUUGUUGCAGAAACUAUAAAUCUAUAUGACCAUUUUUUUAUGCAAACUGGUGAAUGUAGAGCUAAGGUUACAGCAGCUAGGCUCCCGUAUUUUGAUGGUGACUACUGGCCAGGUGCAGCGGAGGAUCUUAUAUACCAAAUGAGUCAAGAAGAAGAUGGAAGAAAGGGAAAUAAGAAAGGAAUGCUCAAGAAAACCAUUACCAAAAGGGCUUUAAAAGCUUCUGGUCAGACUGAUCUAUCUGGGAAUGCGUCCAAGGAUCUGCUGCUAAUGCAUAAACUCGGUGAGACCAUUCACCCGAUGAAGGAGGACUUUAUCAUGGUCCACUUGCAGCCUUCUUGCACUCAUUGCUGCAUACUGAUGGUAUCUGGUAAUCGUUGGGUCUGCAGCCAGUGCAAACACUUCCAGAUAUGUGACAAGUGUUACGAGGCUGAGCAGAGACGUGAAGACAGGGAAAGGCAUCCUGUUAAUUUUAAGGAUAAACAUGCGUUGUAUCCCGUUGAGAUUAUGGAUAUUCCUGCAGAUACGAGAGAUAAAGAUGAAAUACUCGAAAGCGAGUUUUUCGACACUAGGCAAGCAUUUCUGAGUCUUUGUCAAGGGAACCAUUAUCAGUAUGACACGUUGAGGCGGGCAAAACAUUCGUCCAUGAUGGUCCUUUAUCAUCUACAUAACCCAACCGCUCCUGCCUUUGUCACAACCUGCAAUGCGUGUCAUCUUGACAUUGAAACUGGUCAAGGCUGGCGCUGUGAAGUAUGUCCAGACUACGAUGUGUGCAAUUCCUGUUACAGUAGAGAUGGUGGAGUUAAUCAUCCUCACAAGUUGACUAAUCAUCCAUCUUUAGCUGAUCAAAAUGCUCAAAACAAAGAAGCAAGGCAGUUGCGAGUCUUGCAGCUUAGGAAAAUGCUUGAUCUUCUGGUACAUGCAUCACAAUGUCGUUCGCCACAUUGUCAAUAUCCUAAUUGCCGGAAAGUGAAGGGGCUGUUCCGACAUGGUAUACAGUGCAAAGUACGCGCUUCGGGAGGGUGUGUUCUAUGCAAGAAAAUGUGGUAUCUCCUGCAACUCCAUGCUCGGGCCUGCAAGGAAUCCGAGUGCCAUGUACCUCGUUGCAGGGACCUGAAGGAACAUCUGAGAAGAUUACAGCAGCAAUCAGAUUCACGGCGAAGAGCAGCUGUAAUGGAAAUGAUGAGACAAAGAGCUGCAGAAGUCGCUGGGGGCUCAGGUUAAUAGAAAGUUGUACAUUUAGAAAAAUCAAUUCAAGUUGCAAAAACCUUCAUCCUUGUGCCGAAGGUAACAAACAACAAAGAUGUAGAGCCAAAAAUCUUCAUACGCAUUUUGGUGGAAGGAGGAGAAGAAGAGCCAGUUAGAGAGAGACUGAUUGUGAAACUAGCGUAGGUUCGUAAUUAACAGUCACGGGUCAGGGAAUAACACGCGAGCUUAAAACCAAAGAAGAUUUAUCAGUUUGAAGAAGAAGAAGAAAAAGAGCAAAGCCAGACUUCUUCGCAGAUCAGAGAUUCAGGUUUGAUUAUGGGUGACCUUCUGAUUUCUAUACAUACACACGCACACACUUGCUCUCACUUUUUUUUGGUAAUUUAUUGUAUUUUUGUAAAAUUGCCACUUCUGAUUUGGGAGUGGCAAGUGUAAAAUACGUUAACGUGGUUUUCUUUUGUAAGCAUAGUAAGAUAGAGAGAGACUAGUCGUCUUUAGAUUCUCUUCCACUCUCUUUUAUUUUGAAAAUUGUAUUCACACUUUCAAUCAUAAAUAAUUUAGUUCUUCGAUUA
Arabidopsis lyrata subsp. lyrata is the source of this 6099-nucleotide messenger RNA. Its product is annotated as histone acetyltransferase HAC1. The transcript has 18 exons. Gene Ontology annotation, biological process: positive regulation of transcription by RNA polymerase II. Gene Ontology annotation, cellular component: histone acetyltransferase complex; transcription regulator complex. The record is from RefSeq and is a predicted model, not a curated record. The coding region runs from base 428 to 5545 and encodes 1705 amino acids. NCBI's taxonomy places the organism in Eukaryota, Viridiplantae, Streptophyta, Magnoliopsida, Brassicales, Brassicaceae. Gene Ontology annotation, molecular function: transcription coactivator activity; chromatin DNA binding; histone acetyltransferase activity.